AUGCAACAACACUGUGAUGUGGACACUCUCAAGCCUGUCCUAUCUUAUCCUAUCCCUGAGGCCAUCGAAGAUACUGCGGCAGCCUUCUUCCUAAGCCACUACGCACCGAUAUCAAAUCUGUCUUGCGUCCUCUCCCAUCCCUCCCUCAAGCUCACGAAGCCAGCUCUCGACGCACUCCGCGCCACCUCUUUGGCUUAUCUUUCCAUGACGCUCCCACCAUCUCUCGCCUACUUUAAUGCGCACCACAUCUCCGCCGACAUGACCCUCCUCGCCGUGCUUCUCCUUGCCCUCUUCGAGUCCCUGAGCCUCCGUGGCCCCUCCUCCGGCACAGCUUGGCUCGCCCAUGCCCGGGGCACCCAAGCGCUGCUCCGUCUGCGAAGACGGCAGCGGCGGACAAGCUGCUCCUCUUCAGGACGAGAGCUUGACCGCCUCGCGGCCCGGCAAGUUCGGGUCUCCGGCGUCCUGCGCGCCGAUCUGGUCCAGUUCAAGGAUGAGGAUUUCAGGAGAGAAGAAACGGAAGCCGCAGAGUUCAGAAUUGACGGUUUGUUGGACCACAUCAUCAAGUUGAGGCUCCUGGAGAACCUUAACAAGGGCCUUGGCCAUAACUUGGAAGCUGUGCGGCGGACGAUGGAGCUCGAUGCAGGCAUCGCUUCGAGGGCGGCGGCGCCUCUUCUACGCCCUGGCCCUGGGUCUGAAUAUGCCCGUGCCGCCAGGUCGUGGAUCACGAUGCGUAUAGUGCGCUUAUUCUUGAACCACAAGCUCCAGUCGCAGGACUUCGAAAGCGACAGCCCCGAGCUCGUCGACAGGGUCCUUGCGAUCCGCGACGACGGCCGCCGAAACAACAAACAGGUAGCCGCUGAGAUCCUGGCCAUGGUGCCGGACAUGCUGGAAGCCGCACGCGGGGGUGCGGACCUAGCAAUGGUGGCGCGGCAUCUGACAUGGCCGCUGGCGCUCUUCGCCAGCUCGGAGCUCUACCCGGCUCCUAGACGUAAGUGCCUCUUGGGGCAGCUCAAAGAAAUUAUGCACAAGUGGAAUUUGGUCCCACCAGCGGAGGCAGCUAGGUUGCUCGAGGGCUCGACGCAUCCGGGAGACUGGUAUGACGACCUACCCAGGUAUUUCUGGCCCUUUCAUGUCUAA
This is a messenger RNA of Diaporthe citri, 1137 nucleotides long. RefSeq lists its product as uncharacterized. Lineage: Eukaryota; Fungi; Ascomycota; Sordariomycetes; Diaporthales; Diaporthaceae. Bases 1 to 1137 code for a protein of 378 amino acids. The record is from RefSeq and is a predicted model, not a curated record. The transcript has 2 exons.